Nycticebus coucang (slow loris) is the source of this 3172-nucleotide messenger RNA. It is a transcript of the gene DTL, whose product is annotated as denticleless E3 ubiquitin protein ligase homolog. The coding region runs from base 1 to 2559 and encodes 852 amino acids. Gene Ontology annotation, molecular function: protein binding; protein-macromolecule adaptor activity. Gene Ontology annotation, biological process: mitotic G2 DNA damage checkpoint signaling; proteasome-mediated ubiquitin-dependent protein catabolic process. Lineage: Eukaryota; Metazoa; Chordata; Mammalia; Primates; Lorisidae. The record is from RefSeq and is a predicted model, not a curated record. The transcript is spliced from 16 exons. Gene Ontology annotation, cellular component: nucleus.
AUGCGCUUUGGUCACCCAGCAGUUCUCCGACCCCUCUGCGGCCCCCCGCGCAGGCGCUCAGGGAGCUCUUGGACUCCAGGUUCCCGCGGCUGGGAGAAAAGGAGGCGGGGAUAUGAAAGGGGAAGUGACUCCAAAGCGCCCGGACGCCGCGGCGGGAACCAAUCAGGGAACGUGACGUCAGUUUGGCGCGGAGUUUGGCGGCCGGGGCUUACAGUGGCGGGAGUUGGAGGAAAUAACGAGUCGUGGUGUGAGGGUGCGAGCUCCGAUUUCGGCUCAUCUUGGGGGCAUCUCCACUGCUUUUUUUUCAGCUCAGCUUUUCCUUUGGCCCAGAUGCUCUUCAGUUCGGUGCUUCGCCAGCCCCAGCUUGGCGUGCUGAGAAGUGGAUGGUCUUCUCAGUACCCUCUACAGUCCCUCCUAACUGGUUAUCAGUGCAGCAGUAAUGAUGAACACACUUCUUAUGGAGAAACAGGAGUCCCAGUUCCUCCCUUUGGAUGCACCUUCUCUUCUGCUCCCAAUAUGGAACAUAUACUAGCAGUUGCCAAUGAAGAAGGCUUUGUUAGAUUAUAUAACACUGAAUCACAAACUUGCAAAAAGAAAUGCUUCAAAGAAUGGAUGGCUCACUGGAAUGCUGUCUUUGACCUGGCCUGGGUCCCUGGUGAACUUAAACUUGUUACAGCAGCAGGUGAUCAAACAGCCAAAUUUUGGGAUGUAAAAGCUGGCGAGCUGAUUGGAACAUGCAAAGGACAUCAAUGCAGUCUCAAAUCGGUUGCCUUUUCCAAAUUUGAGAAAGCUGUAUUCUGUACAGGUGGAAGAGAUGGCAACAUUAUGGUCUGGGACACCAGGUGCAACAAAAAAGAUGGGUUUUACAGGCAAGUGAAUCAAAUCAGUGGAGCUCAUAAUACCUCAGACAAGCAAACCCCUUCAAAACCCAAGAAGAAACAGAAUUCAAAAGGACUUGCUCCAUCUGUGGAUUUCCAGCAGAGUGUUACCGUGGUCCUCUUUCAAGAUGAGAAUACAUUAGUCUCAGCAGGAGCUGUGGAUGGGCUUAAAAAUAUCCUAAAAGAAGAAAUCUAUUCUGGGAUAAUUAAAGUGUGGGAUCUGCGUAAGAAUUAUACUGCUUAUCGACAAGAACCCAUAGCAGCCAAGUCUUUCCUGUACCCAGGUAGCAGCACUCGAAAACUAGGAUAUUCAAGUCUGAUUUUGGAUUCUACUGGCUCUACUUUGUUUGCUAAUUGCACAGAUGACAACAUCUACAUGUUUAAUAUGACAGGAUUGAAGACUUCUCCAGUGGCUAUCUUUAAUGGACAUCAGAACUCUACCUUUUAUGUAAAAUCCAGUCUUAGUCCAGAUGACCAGUUUUUAGUCAGUGGCUCAAGUGAUGAAGCUGCCUACAUCUGGAAGGUCUCCACACCCUGGCAUCCUCCUACUGUGCUGUUGGGUCAUUCUCAAGAAGUCACGUCUGUGUGCUGGUGUCCAUCCGACUUCACAAAGAUUGCUACCUGUUCUGAUGACAAUACACUAAAAAUAUGGCGCUUGAAUAGAGGCAUAGAGGAAAAACUGGGGGCAGAUAAACUUUCCACAGUCGGUUGGGCGUCUCAGAAGAAAAAAGAGGCUAGAGCCAGCCUAGUAACAGUAACGAGUAGCCAGAGUACUCCUGCCAAAGCCCCCAGGGUAAAGAGCAGUCCGUCCAUUUCUUCCCCAUCUUCUGCAGCUUGUGCUCCAAGCUGUGCUGGAGAUCUCCCGCUUCCUUCAAAUACUCCCACAUUCUCUAUUAAAACCCCUCCUGCCAAAACCCGAUCUCCCAUAAGCAGAAGAGGCUCUGUCUUCUCUGUCUCUCCCAAGCCACCCUCAUCUUUCAAGAUGUCAAUUAAAAACUGGGUGACUCAAACACCUUCCUCAUCACCACCUAUCACUCCACCUGCUUCUGAAAUGAAGAUCACAUCUCCAAGGAAAGCCCUUAUUCCUGUGAGCCAGAAGUCAUCCCAAGCAGAGGCUUGCUCUGAGUCUAGAAAUAGAGUAAAGAGGAGGCUAGACUCAAGCUGUCUGGAGAGCGUGAAACAAAAGUGUGUGAAGAGUUGCAACUGUGUGACUGAGCUUGAUGGCCAAGUUGAAAAUCUUCAUUUGGAUCUGUGUUGCCUUGCUGGUAACCAGGAAGACCUUAGUAAGGACUCUUUAGUUCCUGCCAAAUCAAGUAAGAUUGAAGGAGCUAGUACAAGUAUCUCAGAGCCUCCUUCUCCUGUCAGUCCUUAUGCUUCAGAAGGCUGUGGAACGCUUCCUCUUCCUUUGAGACCUUGUGGAGAAGGGUCUGAAGUGGUAGGCAAAGAGAAUAGCUCCCCAGAGAAUAAAAACUGGUUGUUGGCCAUGGCAGCCAAAUGGAAGGCUGAGAAUUCAUCACCUCGAAGUCCAUCCUCCCAGACACCCAAUUCCAGGAGACAGAGCGGAAAGUCAGCACCAGGCCUGGUCACCAUUACUCCCAGCUCCAUGAGGAAAAUCUGUACAUACUUCCAUAGGAAGUCUCAAGAUGACUUCUGUAGUCCUGAACACUCAACAGAAUUAUAGAUUCUAAUCUGAGUGAGUUAACUGAACUUUGGUCCACUUAAACAAGAUGAAAAAUACAACAGAAUGACUCUAUAUAACUGGUCUUUUAGAAAGCUGCCAUCUUUCAUUUUUUAAAGAAAAGUCUUUCAACUGUGAAAUGCGCCUAGUCUGGUGCUGCUACCAUAGUAAAGACACAGCUUCCCAAGGAUGAAUGCUGUGUUUAAAUUUCAUAAAGUAAAUUUGACACUGUGUAGCAUUUUUUAAUUAAUAGCCUUUGCUUUUUAAAUUAUGCAUCUUUACAAUAAUGACAUCCAUUCAUGGAGGCAAAAAAUAAGACAUGUGUCUUGUUAUCCUGAAACUUUCUAUGCUCAGAAGGUGUCUGCCAGCCAAAGCAGGAAGGCUGACUGUUGAAGAAAUCCUCUGCUGAAGACCCCUGGUUCUGUUUUGCCUCAAACAAGUAUAAUUUUAUUUGAAAUAUAUAAUCUUUUCACUACAUUUUUGUGUUUUUUUUUAAAUAUGUGUAAAAAUGUGAUGUUCAGAUAAGUGCAUUUAUAUCGGUUCAGUGUUAAAAUACAGUGUGAGUUAAAGUCAUUUUUAUUUUAAAUGCAGUGAUAAAUGUCAACUCUUUGGAGAA